GAAACACAGCAAAAUAACGAGUAGAGUUCAGCGAAUUACAGAGACGUCUUCCAUGUGCAGUUCGAGUAGCGAUGAGAAAGUCGAUCCCAUCCAGGGGUUAAAACAACGAUUGAUUCUUGGCAACACUAAGACUGAACUGGAUAAGGAUAGGAGACGUUGUGAUUUAACCAGCGAAGGAGAAUCGACCGAUCAUCCAGCCGUUCUUGCACAAAGUGGGAUGGCUGAUGAGAGAGCGAUAGGAAUUAGCAGCCAAAGCAAGUCGCCGUAUCUAAGGACUUCAUACCAUCUGUCAUCAUCACCGGGGCAUAUCUCGAUGGACACAUCCAGAAGCUCAUUGUCUUACCAAAACUCGUUGGCGCCGUUGCUCUCUCUUUCUCCAGUUACGCCGGAAGGGCACAUCAAGACCACCCCAGCCGUGGAAGACUUGCCAUCAACCUAUCAGCAUACAAUGGAAUUGAUGCGUCCUGCAGCCCUGAAUACGCCCAAGGACUUUGAAACUCAACAGAAUGAGCCGACUCCUUCUUUUCUAGCAAUGACUGAGAGUACAACCCAUAGCUUCUCUGGGGGCAACGCUCGUUUUUCAGGUGACUAUCAAAAAGCUCAAGAAUGCGUACCAUGGCCUGCCUUCGGACCCAUACUUGGCGAACAUUCGUGUGGAGCCGAUGCCCCUCUGGAAGGCGAGCAAGGCCUGGGAGGAUCAAGUUCGCUGGAUAGUGAGUGCACACACCACUCUUCGUCUGUGCCCUCCAGCGCCUCAGGUCACCCCUCGCAGCGAUCAUCUGGGUUUGUGGCGUACCAUCAGCGCGGAACAACAUCAGGAGCGGUCAACAAGUUACGGGCAGCUCAAGCAGAUGGGACAGUCGUAGAUACUCCGCAGGGGAUGUUUCUGGGGUAUCCCCUGGCACACAGGUCAUAUGCAUGUAUAACCUCAAGCUCGACGGAGUCUCACCGCAUAUUGACGCAGGAACGUGGCGUGUCAAGACCUCCGGUGUCCAAGGAAAUUUUUACGGAGCAACACGUUUCAAUGCACGAGCAUUCGAAUGCAUUCUCACGGCAAUGGCUACAGAUAUCACCAACCUUUCGCAGCACACCUUCUUCAACAUCCUGCAUCCAAGGGCCACAAGCAACCACGCCGGGCCGGGGUACCUCACUUGGUGGCCCCUACCCUCUUAAUGUGCAGACCCUUAUCGACGAUCAUCAUCAUGUGGAGCGACCCUGGAUCUCCGGCGGAGAUACAAGGUCUUUGACGCGAGGCAUGAGAAAGGAAAGCGGCAUGAGCGCAAAUAGACAAGAGUCUACAAGUUCUGCUGCGAGGACGAGUGUUCCUGACCCUAAUGCGGCGUUGUCACAGGUUUGUCUUCACGAUUCCUUGAUGCCCUUCAGCUCGCCUGCGUGUCCGUCGCCUUUUCGUGAUAGCAGCGCUGUAGAAAUGCGACUGUCUCGAGCUCAGCACAUAUGCAUGCCGUCGUCGAGCUGCAUGUUUGCAGACACCUUCCAACGCUCCGACAUUCAAGAGUCUACACAUUAUAGAUCAAUGAGGGGCGCACCGCGCCAGCCGAUAGUGCAAAGGUCUUGCGAGAAGGAGUCAGCCAGCAGCAAUCCAAGCGGGCCUAAUGAGCAAAUCGGCUCCAGCUAUCUAGACGUCAAUUCGCUGUACUCUGGCGUCCCUCAUUCAGCGUCGAGUAACAACUUUCAGUCACCACCUCUCUAUUUUGUUGGAUCUGGCGGAAGUAACUACGACGUGACCUCCCAGCAGCAGUACAAAUCCACAGCUCCAUCUGCGAUGUGUCGUGAUGGGCACUAUGGAUGAACGCAUGUCAACAGCAGAAGCCUUGCCAACUAUGCAUCCCGGUGCGGAUAUUCCCUUCUGCAUGUGAAUCGCUUGCGAGAUUCUCAGCCCUCGCUGACGCUGCGUUUGAAUUCUGGACCUACGUCCGAGAACUUAUCGUCGGUAAUGUCUUGCCAAGAGGACACUGGGCACGAUAUGCUGAUAUUUUUAUCGGGAAUGCACUUGCGGCAGUUCAGCGAUGGUCGAGAGCAGAACAAACUUGGGGACCAGGGAGAGUAACGGCCUUCAGUGUAUUGGCAACGAGAGGGCUCGAAGAAAUGCAUGCUAUAUUUCUCCUUCUCCAUCUACCAGCAAGGCCCGUUCCAUUUCAUUUUAUGCGUCCCAGGAGAAUAAAGAAUAAAAUUGUGAUUACAGAAACC
Gamsiella multidivaricata is the source of this 2208-nucleotide messenger RNA. RefSeq lists its product as uncharacterized. The record is from RefSeq and is a predicted model, not a curated record. The transcript has 4 exons. Bases 53 to 1810 code for a protein of 585 amino acids. NCBI's taxonomy places the organism in Eukaryota, Fungi, Mortierellomycota, Mortierellomycetes, Mortierellales, Mortierellaceae.